Messenger RNA from Ipomoea nil (Japanese morning glory), 1792 nucleotides. Its product is annotated as O-acyltransferase WSD1-like. Gene Ontology annotation, biological process: triglyceride biosynthetic process. The transcript has 5 exons. NCBI's taxonomy places the organism in Eukaryota, Viridiplantae, Streptophyta, Magnoliopsida, Solanales, Convolvulaceae. Gene Ontology annotation, molecular function: long-chain-alcohol O-fatty-acyltransferase activity; diacylglycerol O-acyltransferase activity. The record is from RefSeq and is a predicted model, not a curated record. The coding region runs from base 74 to 1411 and encodes 445 amino acids. Gene Ontology annotation, cellular component: plasma membrane.
CUGUUUAAUAAGAAUGACUUACAUGCAAGAGGAACUACGAAAGAAAUAAACGAGGAUACAAGUGAAGACGACGAUGGAGAGUCAAUUAGAGGGAGAUGAUGAAGUAGUUCUACUGGCGCCUGCUAGUCCCUUUUCGCAGUACAUGAGCAGCUCUGUGUUGUCCUUCUCCAUUAUUGCUGUUCUGGAAUCAAGUGUUCCGAUUGAAGAUGAUGAUUCAGUCAUCCUUUCUGAAAUCAGGGAUGUCUUUUUGCCCAUUAAUCCAAGGUUUUCCUCAAUCAUGGUGACCGGAAAGAAUGGUGAGAAGAAUUGGAAACCGGUGAAAGUUAAUCUCGAAGACCAUCUCCAAGUCCCGAUAUUCCCCGUCGGGAAGCCGUUGGAAUUCUACGACGACUGUCUGUCGGAGUAUCUGACGAAGAUAUCCAUGGAUCCAUUCCCGGAAACCCGACCGUUAUGGGAGAUUCACAUAUUCCGGUACCCUACGAGCAAUGCUGCCGGGAACUGUAUCUUCAAGCUCGACCACUCGCUCGGAGACGGCUACUCCUUGAUGGGAGCUCUUCUUUCUUGCCUUCAACGCGCUGAUAAUCCGGCGCUGCCGCUGACGAUCCCCCGGCGGGAAGGGAGCGGCAAGAAACAGGGGAAGAAUAGCAACGCCGUCGCCAGGGCGUUCAAGGCCGUGCCGAGGUUCUUGUCCGGCGUUGUCGACACGGUGACGGAUUUUUCCUGGAGUUUUCUGAAGAGCACUUUGAUUGACGACGACAAAACGGCGAUUCAUUCCCAGGAAGACGGCGUCGAGUUGCGGCCGAUAUCCGUUACUACCCUGGCGUUUUCGCUUUACCAUCUGAAACAGAUAAAAUCCAGUCUUAACGUCACGAUCAACGACGUGAUUUCGGGGAUAGUGACGUACGGAACGAGAUUAUACAUGCAGGAAAGCGAGAGAGAAACAUGCAACGGGGAAUGCACGGCGCUGGUGCCGUUCAACACCAGGGCGAUGGGAGGUUAUAAGUCGGUGAGCGAGAUGAUCAAACCCAACGCGGAAAUGCCAUGGGGAAACCGGUUCACGACUCUCCACUUCGCGAUACCCAAACUGCGGCCCCCCGGCGACGGCGACUCCUCGAAUCCCCUCCACUUCAUCUACAAAGUCCAUCGCAUGGUCAAGCGGCAACGCAGUUCCGCGUCCGUCUAUCUCACCAGGCAGUUCCUCGAAUUCUCCAGAAAGCUCAGGGGCCCUGAGGCAACUGCACAGUACUUACUUAGAACGUUCAAGAACACAAGUAUUACCAUGACCAAUAUAAUUGGUCCAGUAGAAGAAACUAUCCUUUCUAACCAUCCAAUAAAGGGCAUGUACUUUGCCAUAUCUGGUGUCCCUCAGAAUUUAUUGGUGACGAUGCUGAGCUACAGGGCCGGAUUUUAGGCUGUGCAAGCUGGGCUACCGCACAGGGCCCCCAAUUUUAGAGGGGCCCCCAAUUUUAGAGGGCCACAUUUAUUUACUAGAACAGGGCCACCAAAACUUAAAAUACGGCCCUGCUGAGCUACGCUGGAAUACUGAGGCUCACCAUUUGUUCGGAGAAAGAUUUCAUAGAUGUGAAGAAACUGAAGUUAUGUAUUGAGUCUUCUUUUGAUGAAAUCUUCAGAUUAGCACUCAAGUCUUCUCCACCACAUGCAUGAAUAUAUAUAUAUAUAUAUAUAUAUAUAUGUAGCAUAUGCUUAUAUAUGCAAGUAGUGUGUGUAAUUUUGUGUUGUUUUCUCCAACAUAUAUAUGUAUACCUCAGAGGUUAUGAGGUUAAUUAGCGCA